Quercus lobata is the source of this 1524-nucleotide messenger RNA. RefSeq lists its product as uncharacterized. The record is from RefSeq and is a predicted model, not a curated record. The coding region runs from base 1 to 1524 and encodes 507 amino acids. Lineage: Eukaryota; Viridiplantae; Streptophyta; Magnoliopsida; Fagales; Fagaceae. The transcript is spliced from 3 exons.
AUGCAUUGUCAAGCAAAAAGGUUCUAUCAUGAGCUUAAAGGAUUUUGCUGUUCUGAUGGAAAGAUUUGCUUGGUCUCCAAUGGUGUUCCUGAUGAUCUCUAUAGCCUGUUCACUUCUAAUUCAGAAGAAUCAAUAGAGUUUCUCAAAUAUAUUCGUACUUACAAUAGCACAUUUGCAUGCACAUCCUUUGGUGUCAAAUAUGACCAAAAUUUUUGUAAAAGAAACAAGGGCAUAUACACAUUUAGGGUUCAAGGCCAAGUGUACCAUUAUAUAAAUGACUUACUGCCAUUAGAUGAUCAUCCUUCAUACUUGCAAUUGUAUUUCUAUGAUACUAAACAUGAAGUACAAAACAGGCUAUAUAAUUCAAAUCGAUUAAAGCCAUCCAUUUUGAUCCAAAUAAUAGAUAUAUUAAAAGUAAAUCCAUAUUGUGCAUUCUUUCGUUCUCUUAAGAAUAUACCAACUUUGAAAGAUCUCUGUAUUCAUAUAAGAUCAGAUGCUGCAUUAGACCAAUGUGUCUAUAAUACUCCUUCAGCUUCACAAGUAGCUGCAAUAUGGGUCAAAGAUGAUAGUUCAAGAGACUAUAGUAGUCGGGACAUUAUUGUUUAUAGUCAUUCUGGGAGUAGUCAUAGGGUACAAUACUACUUUGGUUGUUAUGAUCCUUUACAAUAUCCUUUGUUAUUCCCUUAUGGAGAUACUGGUUGGCAUCAAGGAAUACGAAGAGUUGAAAAGGGAAAGAAAUAUUUGCCUUCUGAAGUUGAAGUACUAAUUAAUCCAUGUGAAUCAAGCUUUGCCACAGAACUAAUUAACAAGGAAAUGAAAGGUGAACCAAGGGAUAUGCGAAAGAGGUACAUAGAUGCAAUGGCAUUGGUGCAGCGCUUUGGAAAACCAGAUAUUUUUCUCACUAUGACAUGCAACCCAAAUUGGGAAGAAAUUAAACAAGAAUUACGAUUAGGAGAAGAAGCACAAAAUCGACCUGAUUUGAUUGCCCGAGUCUUUAGAGCAAAAUUAGAGGAGCUGAGAAUUGAAUUAUUUAAGAAACAAAAAAUUAUUGCACCCGAAACAUUUGAUGAUAUUGUAUCAGCAGAACUUCCAAACAAAGAUAAAAACCCACACCUAUAUUCAGUUGUUGUGAAGCACAUGAUGCACAGUCCUUAUGGUGCUCUUAAUCCGGAGAACAUAUGUAUGAAAAAAACUGGUCGAUGCAAGAACCAUUAUCCGAGAGAUUUUUGUGAGCAAACUACUGUAGGCAAUGAUUCAUUCCCCAAAUAUAGACGCCAGGAUGAUGGUGCAAGCAUUAAGGUCAAGGGAAAAGAUUUAGAUAACCGUUGGGUUGUACCAUAUAAUGCUUACCUGCUUGCAAAAUUUGAUUGCCAUAUAAAUGUAGAGAUAUGUUCAACAAUCAAAGCGGUUAAAUAUCUAUACAAAUACAUAUAUAAGGGGCAUGAUCGUGUUGCUUUCUAUGUUACUCCAGAAGAUAAUUCACAAGAUAUAGAUGAAAUUGAAAGAUUUCAAUCAGCACGUUGA